CAUGCUAACGGAGUUUCCAUUCAUGAUUAGCAUUACAGCUAAUCAUCAGCUGAAUAUCAGCAGGCAGAAAGACAGAGGAAAUGUUAUAAAAUAUGUUAUAAAAAUGGUUAAGGCUGGAAAAAUGUCCUCAACAGCAUUAAAGAGAAAUAAGAGAAUGAGAUGAAUGAUAGUUCUAUCUACUGUAAUGGAGUGUAAUGUCCAGGAGUCUGUGUGUUUCAGGGCUUUAGAAACUCUUUACAGAGAAGAAACACUCAGAUGUCUUUGUUUUCCAGACCGCAGGAGUGAAGAAGAGAAGAAAGCCGAGGAGACGGAGCUCUUCACUAAGUUUUAUACUGAAUGGAAGGGAGGAGGGAGUAAAGACGGGACUUUUAAACACAUCCCACGCUUCUACUACAGACUUCCUGCAGAAGAUGAAGUGCUGCUACAGAAACUGCGAGAGGAGUCGAGAGCCGUGUUUCUACAGAGGAAAAGCCGCGAGCUUCUCGACAACGAAGAGUUACAGAACCUGUGGUUUCUCCUCGAUAAGCAUCAGGUGCCUCCUACGAGCGGUGACGAAGCUAUGAUCAGCUACGAGAGCUUCCUGAAGGUCGGAGAGAAAGCAGGAGAAAAGUGCAAACUGUUCUUCACUGCCAGAGUGUAUGCCAAGCUGCUCCAUAACGACCCAUACGGACGCAUCUCCAUCAUGCAGUUCUUUAAUUACGUCAUGAGAAAAGUGUGGCUUCACCAGACGAGGAUCGGGCUGAGUCUGUACGACGUGGCAGGACAGGGAUUUCUCCGUGAGUCUGAUUUGGAGAACUACAUCCUGGAGCUGAUCCCCACUCUGCCUCAGCUGGAUGGUUUAGAGAAAUCCUUCUACUCUUUUUACGUCUGUACCGCCGUGCGCAAGUUCUUCUUCUUCCUCGAUCCUCUUCGCACGGGUAAAAUUAAAAUUCAGGACAUCCUGGCUUGCAGUUUUCUGGAUGACCUGCUUGAGCUCCGAGAUGAGGAACUGUCCAAAGAGAGUCAGGAGUCCAACUGGUUCUCCGCUCCGUCUGCCCUGCGUGUUUAUGGUCAGUACCUGAACCUAGAUAAGGAUCAUAACGGGAUGCUGAGUAAAGAGGAACUGUCUCGCUACGGCACAGGAACAUUAACCAGCGUCUUCCUGGACCGUGUUUAUCAGGAGUGUCUCACCUAUGAUGGGGAAAUGGACUAUAAGACAUACCUGGACUUUGUCCUCGCUCUGGAGAACAGAAAGGAGCCGGCAGCGCUGCAAUACAUCUUCAAGCUCCUGGACAUUGAGAACAGGGGCUUCCUCAACGUCUUUACUCUCAACUACUUCUUCAGGGCUAUUCAGGAGCAGAUGAAAAUUCAUGGUCAGGAGCCCGUGUCUUUUCAGGAUGUCAAGGACGAGAUCUUCGACAUGGUGAAGCCCAGAGAUCCGUAUAAGAUCACGCUGCAGGAUCUGGUGAACAGCGGUCAGGGCGACACAGUCACCAGCAUCCUCAUCGACCUCAACGGCUUCUGGACCUACGAGAACAGAGAGGUUCUGGUCACCACCGAGGAGAGCAGCGCCAUCGACCUAGACGACACGUGACCACAACACACACAGAGAUGCCUAGGUGUAGUGUCCGAGUCUCUAGGUUUCACCAGUACUAGUGUCAAUGCUGGAAUUAUUGGCACCCUCACUACUGUGUGUGUGUUAGAUAUGUUUUUUUCAUGUUAUAUACCCAUCUUUACUAAGGAUAAUAAUUCUAGAGGAAGGUGUAAACAAUUAACUUUAGUUAAUUUUUAAAUGAAAGAUUUAUUACUCAGGAUGUUUCAAUAGUUUAUUAAAGUGAGUCACAUUAUGUACAGUUUUAUUUAAACAAGUUUAUCGUGAGUGAGUGAGAGAAAGAGAGAGAGAUGUAAAGGAACUGUACAGAAAUAAAUGAUACAGUUUUUCAAAGUUGUGAUUGAUGUAAACAGAUUAAAGCAAUUUCCUCAUUUUUA
Messenger RNA from Hemibagrus wyckioides, 1968 nucleotides. It is a transcript of the gene ppp2r3c, whose product is annotated as protein phosphatase 2, regulatory subunit B'', gamma. The record is from RefSeq and is a predicted model, not a curated record. Gene Ontology annotation, biological process: B cell homeostasis; positive regulation of B cell differentiation; microtubule cytoskeleton organization. Bases 164 to 1573 code for a protein of 469 amino acids. Gene Ontology annotation, cellular component: spindle; centrosome. Lineage: Eukaryota; Metazoa; Chordata; Actinopteri; Siluriformes; Bagridae. The transcript has 12 exons.